UUUGGAUGCCCUGCAGGAGAGCUUUGAGGGUCCGUCCUGUCGGGCCACCAUGGACCAGAUUGGGACCUGCUGGCCACGAAGCAGCGCCGGGGAUCUGGUGGAGAGACCUUGCCCCGAAUUCGUCAACGGAGUCAAGUACAACACCACGCGAAAUGCGUAUCGAGAAUGCAUGGAAAAUGGGACGUGGGCUUUCAAAGUUAAUUACACGCAGUGUGAACCGAUUCUCGACGAAGAGACCAAGCCUGCUCUUCAUUACAAGGUGGCCAUGAUUAUCAACUACCUGGGGCACUGCAUCUCCAUUGGAGCUCUUAUCGUGGCCUUCUUAUUGUUCCUCUGCUUGCGGAGUAUCCGAUGCCUCCGCAACAUUAUCCACUGGAACUUGAUCACAACGUUCAUCCUGAGGAACAUGAUGUGGUUCGUGCUGCAAACCAUUGACCACAAUAUCCAUGAGAGCAAUGAGCUUUGGUGCCGGUGCAUCACAACCAUCUUCAACUACUUCGUGGUGACCAAUUUCUUCUGGAUGUUUGUGGAAGGUUGUUACCUCCACACGGCCAUUGUGAUGACCUACAGCACAGACAAGCUGAGGAAAUGGAUUUUUCUCUUCAUCGGCUGGUGUAUUCCUUGCCCCAUUAUCAUUGCCUGGGCUGUCUGCAAGCUUUAUUAUGAAAAUGAGCAGUGCUGGUUUGGAAAAGAACCGGGGAAAUAUAUAGAUUACAUCUAUCAAGGACCAGUGAUUCUUGUUCUGCUG
Molecule: messenger RNA, 748 nt
Organism: Thamnophis sirtalis
Lineage: Eukaryota; Metazoa; Chordata; Lepidosauria; Squamata; Natricidae
Source: RefSeq, a predicted model, not a curated record